AUGAUUGUUUAGUUGAGGCAUAGAAUAGAGUUGGACCUGUCAAACUUUUGCUGUGGAUUUUUGUCGAUUUUGGCCGGGACAUUAUGUCUCAAGUUGCCGACCACGUCAAUUUAACAUAUAAAGUUGCUGACUUAAUAAAAUAUAGCGAUUAGUCGUGUCAAUAUUCAUAUGGUAUGCCAAUGCCAUGGAAAGGUCAAAAUUACUCUAACUCUUCUGUUCUGGAUUCACUGACACUGCAUGACUACAUUUUACACAGCAGCAGUUGCACUGUUACAAUAUGGGACCUACACAAUCGCAGUCUGUAUAAUCCCUCAUUGAAUUAUUACCAUUGACCUCAAGGCAGAAGGCAUGCUAAGAAAGGCGGAACUGGUUUAGCAAUGAAGUACGGCUGUCCCCAGUAGUUUUGGGAUUUGACUCUAUGUCGGUGAAGAAAAAGGAAUUUGUGGAAAAGUGACCUGUAAUUUUGUUCUGACUGAUUGAUUGGAGAGAUUCAGUGCCUUGGUCGGGACUUGGAAGGAACUGCUGUCAAGAUGGAGGCGGCCACUGCAGGAGCGGCAGGAGGAGGAUCAAAAGCCAGACAUGGAUUCGCUGGGGGUGGCAUUGGAGGAGAGCAGAAUCUUAUGGUUGCGUUACGAAUUCGUCCUCUGAGUGAAGAUGAAAUACUUCAUGGUGCUACACAAAUUACUCACCAAAUGGACAACAGAGUGGUGGUGCUGAUGGACCCAACUGAAGAUCCUGAAGAUGUACUCCGCGCUAACCGCUCACGAGAAAAACAAUUUGUCUUCGAUGUCGCAUUUGAUGGAAAUGCAUCACAAAAAGAGGUCUACCUGGCGACUACCAAGUAUUUGAUUGAACAUGUUGUCAACGGCUACAACGCCACUGUCUUUGCUUAUGGUGCUACAGGAGCUGGUAAGACAUAUACGAUGCUGGGUACGGAUGACGGCCCAGGAAUCAUGGUGCAGACUCUCAAUGAACUCUUCAACGAGAUGGAGAAGACCAAGCGUGACACCAUGUAUAGCGUCAGCAUGUCCUAUCUUGAGAUUUACAAUGAAAUGAUCCGUGAUCUGCUGAACACCUCCUCAGGGUACCUCGACCUCCGUGAAGACCAUAAGGGAGUCCAGGUGGCCGGUCUCACCGAGAUACAGGCCACUUCGACAGGGGAGGUGAUGAAACUGCUGAAGCGAGGCAAUAAAGAGCGCACUCAGGAACCAACGGCAGCCAACCCGACAUCAUCGCGGUCACAUGCCGUGUUACAGGUGAUCGUGAAGCAGCGAGACCGCGUGAAGGGCACAACAGAUGAGGUGCGCUUGGGACGGCUAUACCUGAUCGACUUGGCCGGCUCAGAACGUGCGUCCAAUACUCUGAAUCGAGGCAAGAGGAUGGUGGAGGGAGCGCACAUCAACCGCUCGCUGCUGGCUCUGGGCAACUGCAUCAAUGCACUUAGUACAAACAACAAUCGCUAUAUCAACUACCGAGACAGUAAGUUGACGCGACUUCUGAAAGAUGCGCUUGGAGGGAACUGUAAGACAGUUAUGAUUGCGCACAUCAGCCCCGCCAGUCUCCACUUUGAGGAGUCAAGAAACACACUCAUAUACGCAGACCGGGCAAAGAACAUCAAAACUAAGGUGCGGCGUAACGUAACGGAUGUGUCUUACCAUAUUGCUCAGUAUACUAACAUCAUCCAGGAGCUCCGCCAGGAGAUUGAGCGGUUACGGUACAAACUGACAUCAGCAGGGGGAUCGGCAAAGAAAAGGAACGUCUCAAAUAUACAAAAUGUCCAAGACGAGGUGAUGGAAUCAUCAAGGAAGAUGGAACUGAAGAAGAUGAAGGAGCAGCUCUUGACCACAUUCAGGGAUCAGAUGGAAGUCAGGCGAAGCUUGAUGGAAAUCACCAAUACUCAGAUGGAUAUCAGUCUCGAGUUCAGCAGGAAUACUCUCAUCAUUAAUGAUUGGGAAACAGAACAUGCCAAGCAGCGAAGAAGAGAGUCUGUCUCUGAUAACAGGUACAGAGAGUUUGAUAAAGAGCAGGACCUUCACGGCAAUGAUGAGCCCCAGGACGUGAGCCUGGCCCGGGCGGAGCUACGUGUCCUACAGGAGGAGAAGGACAGGACACAUAAACUGAAGGGUAACCUGCAGAAGGAGUUGAAUGGCAUGAGGGAGAAGGCAAAGAAGGUGGAAGAGGUUCUUCCCAAGAAAAUCAGUCGUGACGAAGAGCGCGAGAUUCUCAGCCUCUUGUGUCGUGUUCAUGAACUAGAGAUCGAAAACACCGAGAUGGAAUCGCUGGUUUUCCUAAAGGACCACGAACUUCGGAAGAAAGAUCUGCAGAUCCAACGCUUUCAACAGCGACGGAAUCUCUGUGAUGAGAUCAUUCACCAACAGAGGGUGCUCAUCACUGUAAACAACAUUGACUGUCCCAAGGAGCUGGAGGAAUUAUAUGAUCUGUAUCAACUGGAGCUCGAUAUGCCUGUGAGUCCUGACGCGUCUCUCACCAACGUACACCAACCAUAUAAGGCGACCUCUAUUAGCAGCAUCAACAAGCGGUUAAUGGGAGAAAACAACAUAGAGGGAGACAGCUACGGCAACCUGAGCAAUAAAUCAUCACCGUCCAAGAAAUCAUUUGGAAACAUAACAAAAGAAGAGGAAUAUAAGAUCUUUUCCCAGAGUCCAAAGACAAGGCAUAUUAAAGAGGCCCAGCUAAUGGAAUCCAGGAAAAACAACAGUAAAAGGACAUUCAUUACUGACCCAGAUAAAGACAGUAUUUUCACAUUGAGCAGUCGUGGAGAAACGCCGGUCGAUGACACAGUGUUCCGCAGGACUCAUCACAGUGAUGUUGUCCUCCCCACAAACUUAUCAAUGUCAGUGUCGCAGAAUUUCAACCGAGAACAGAUCUCAACGAAUACAAGGAACAUUGCAGCAUUGGCUGCGGCUAAAAGACGGAAUUUGAUUCAAGGAGAAGCGGAUAGGUUAUCAUUGCCAGAAACGGGGAUUCACAAGUCUCAGUCGACCCACGGUGUUUUAAGUACUGAUACGUAUCUGACGGCAAGUCGUUUGGCCAAACAUGAUCAAAACUUUGGGGCACCAGCAUCUCAUCGUUUGGAUGAUAAUACAUCUGAGAGACACAGUAUUGUGACACAGACGACUGUAGGAUACCGGCGCGCCACCUAUGAUAAUACAAAGAAGAAACAGAACGAGAAGAAUGAGAAUAAGAGGAAAGCUAAAACAGAAGUUUAUGGAGGCUAUCAGCCUCUAGCCCCCGAUCGUUUCUUCCAUCAGUUGUCAAAGACGAACCCACGAGGAGGUAAGAACUCUGACUUGAAGAACGUCAAUAACCGUGUGGCAAAGAAGAAGAUAACGAAUGCGACGAGACUGCCUCCGCCACCAGAGAUGAACAAGAAUCGGCUCCAGGGUGAAAGCUCGAAAAAUGAAGGUGAUGUGCAGCAGUUUGAGCCUCUGAGCACUCCACCCAGUAUUGUAUACCAGUCAGCACCAGACAAAGGCAAGGGACUUGCACUGCAGAAGAGAUACAGAGCUUUUAACAAUGGAUCCGAGUCUUCAGCAGCGAGUACCCCUCAGCUGAACGAGCCAAACAAACGCAGCAGCCGCAAACCUCCGCCAUCAAUACCAUCAACGUACAGGAAGGGAGAUAUUAGCAUUACAGGAUACAAAGUCGUCUAAUGUUCUAAUACGGUCAAAUAUAUGGACAAUACAUCUGACCAGGUGUGUUUGCAAAAUGGAGGUCCGGUAUGGGAGCUUGCUAUAUUUGUAUUAUAACAAAAGAUAAGGAUUUCUGUGGCUGAUAUCUUCUUCAUUUUGAUAUGGAAAUGAAAAAGGACGUGGCUCUUGUGAGGACACUUGUUUACUGAGCCCUGAUGUAAAGACUUUUGGUUGAUUUCACACAGGGUAGUUCAAAACUCAGACUAGGAAACAAUAGGUUUGUAUAUUUUGCACUGUUGUUUGUUGAAAAUGAAUUUUUUCUUGUAAGAGAAAAUUUAAGCUGGCUUUUUAUCUGUAAAUACUUCGGAAAUAUUUUGGUGUUCUUUUAAUGUGUAUAUUUUGCUGAUAUACCAGUUAUUUAUUUUGGAUUGUAUGUUAUAUUUUGUGUCUUUUUUCUACUUUAUACAUUAAUCUUGUCAUUUUCUUAUCCAUGCAAGAACUGGUGGGGAUUUCUCAACUCUCAGGAAGUCAGGUCCCUGACAAUUAAAACCUUGCACCACAUAGGCUAGAGUUAAUGUUAAAGUUAGGGCUUAUUGGCCGAUGUCAACAACAAUGGAGUCUCACUUCGACAAGUAUGGUUCAAACCAGGAACGAUCCUUGAACAUGACAGCUCCUCAUGGUUUUCCCUUGGAAUUACAACUCUUAUGAUCUGCAUGGUUUCCCAGUGAUGAAUCCUCAUCAAUUCUUGCAAGAAAUAGACUUGCUGAAAUCUUGUUAAACAUUAUAUUUUUUACACCAGGGUAAUCUGCCUGAGAGAAUGCUGUUCAUUGCGAGAUCAUGGUCUGCAAAUGCAAUUGAAAGACUGCUGUAUUGAAGAAAAAACCCACCUGGUUUUCUUUAAAUUCCUGUUCAAUCUUCUUCAAUUAUGUAGAGAAUACUACAAGUAUGUUUGGAAUCCCUGUUUUAUAAUCUGCAUGAAAACUAAUAACUGCUGAUUGUAUCUAACAGAGCGACACAGGUCACUGUUAUAAUCCUUGAAAUGCAUCAGAUUAGAUGAGUUUCGUACAUUUAUAUAUGGCAAGUUUAAAAGGACUGGACAUUUCUGUGAAGACAUUAUAGGAAAUCUCAGUUGCUAAUGUUCAAAACCAUACAGUUGAAUCAACUAGAGUCAUCCCUUGUAUUUGGAAUAUACACCUCCCUACUGAUUGAACCUGCUGUUACCAACUGCUUCUUAUUUUCAUUGUCUACAUCUUCAUUGUUUUAUGCUGUACUUGUUUUUUGAGACGUCCUUUAAAGAAAGACUGUUGCUGACCAGACCAGGUCGGUUGGAUCUUUUUCCACUCUUAAGUAUCAACCAAAGUACAUGUGCCAUCGAAUAGCAAAAUACCAGAACUAGUCAUCAGUUGAAAAGAAGUCAAUAACUAAGCAGUACUAUAGUCUUCUUUGCUGCUCUUAGAUGCUGCUGAUGGGUUGAUACGCAGCAAUGAUCCUUUUUGGCCUGCCUUGUUGGGUCUUUCUGUCCUCAGUUGUUUUUCGUUUGUGCUGUCUUCUGCACAAAUCAAAGUAUUGUAGAAAUUGCCAAAAUGUAGUGAAUAAAGUAUUUUUCAGGAUA
Messenger RNA from Lineus longissimus, 5265 nucleotides. Its product is annotated as kinesin-like protein KIF19. The coding region runs from base 531 to 3674 and encodes 1047 amino acids. NCBI's taxonomy places the organism in Eukaryota, Metazoa, Nemertea, Pilidiophora, Heteronemertea, Lineidae. The record is from RefSeq and is a predicted model, not a curated record. Gene Ontology annotation, molecular function: ATP binding; microtubule motor activity; microtubule binding. Gene Ontology annotation, biological process: microtubule-based movement. The transcript has 20 exons.